GCUGUUGUCCAGCUGGUCCUUGUCCUUGUGGUGGCCAUGAACCCUGUGGUCCUUGUCCUUGUAGUGGCGAUGAACCUUGUGGUCCUUGUCCUUGAGAUGGCCAUGAACCCUGUGGUCCUUGACCGUGAGGAGGCUGCUGUCCUACUGGUCCUUGUCCUUGUGGUGGCAAUGAACCCUGUGGUCCUUGUCCUUGACUACCCGUUGGUCCACCCGAUACAGGUCUUUGAGGUUCUUGCGGCACUAUUGGACCUUGUCCUUGUGGGCCGUACGGUCCUUGAGUAGUUGGAUAAAUUGUGGUACUUUCAGUGAAUGGACCAAAUUCUG
Acanthoscelides obtectus is the source of this 324-nucleotide messenger RNA. NCBI's taxonomy places the organism in Eukaryota, Metazoa, Arthropoda, Insecta, Coleoptera, Chrysomelidae. The record is from the annotation of a GenBank genome assembly.